CUACGAAGUUUAUUUGUGGCAGCUUGCUUUCGCAUUUUUCCGGAACACUUCAGAGUCCUUUUUAUCCUUCGAAUUAUCCAGAUAAUGCCGAGUGUUUGUGGCAAAUACAAGUAACAAAUAAUUACCGCAUUAAACUCACAUUUAGAAGUAUUCAGUUGCAAGGUGGAUGUCAGAACGACUAUAUUGAGAUCUAUGAUGGGCCACCCAAUACUUCUCCUCUGCUUGGAAGAAUUUGUUCUGGUUCUUAUCGCACAUACACAUCAUCCUCAAACUUUAUGACUGUCAGAUUUCACAGUGACUCCAGAUACUCCAGUAGAGGGUUUUAUGCUGAGUAUAAUUCCUUUACAGCAGACCAGAGCACCACCCUUGUGUGUUUGCCAACCUACAUGCGUGCAGCUGUAAAAAGACACUAUCUUGAGUCACAGGGCUACUUGACGUCGAACAUCAGCUUGUCUGACUCUCAUUGUAGACCAACAAUUACACCCACUGAGGUUAUAUUCAACAUUCCCUACAACAGCUGUGGCACACGUAGACAGGGUAACGGUGAAACGAUCACCUACUCCAAUGUGAUAAGAGCAUCUGCUUCUGCUAACAUCAUCAGGAGGCAGAAGGACCUACGCUUGCACAUCAACUGCAAAAUGCUCCAGAACACUUGGGUGCAAGUGAUGUACAUUGCCGAUGACAUCCUUAAUGUCACUGAGACCCAGUAUGGCAGAUACGAUGUGAAUUUGACAUUCUACAAUUCCUCGUCUUUCCUGUGGCCAGUAGAUGAAUUUCCAUACUAUGUUGGCCUGAAUCAGCAUUUAUACCUGCAAGCUUCGCUUUACAGCUCUGACCCAAAUCUGGUGGUGUUUGUGGACACAUGCGUGGCAUCACCUGAUCCUAACAAUUUUAAAACACUGGCCUAUGACUUGAUCAGAAGUGGAUGUGUUAAGGAUCCCACCUACUCUUCUUACUAUUCACCAUACCACGAUGUCGCCCGGUUUGGAUUUAGUGCCUUUUCGUUCGUUAAUCGGUACAUGUCAGUUUACCUGCGGUGUGAGCUGGUGGUGUGCAGGUACGGAGACUACUCCUCCCGCUGCUACCAAGGGUGCCUUAGUAGGUUCAAGAGAAAUGCAGGCUCUUCCCAUGGAAAAGUGGAUGUAAUUGUUGGACCCAUUCAGCUUUGGAAUGAUCCUGCCGAGAACAGGAAUGUUGAGCUGGUCCCUGACACCCAGGUGAAAGAGGAGCCUGAGAGCUCGGCGCCUGCUGCCAGUUCCCAUGUUCCUCUGGCUGUCACCGCUGUGGUGCUGGUAGCUGCUGUUCUCACUGUGGGAGGUUUUCUUCUGAAACGAAAACUGCAGGAACCCAUCCCAUACCAGAUAAUGUGA
Molecule: messenger RNA, 1370 nt
Organism: Mesitornis unicolor (brown roatelo)
Lineage: Eukaryota; Metazoa; Chordata; Aves; Mesitornithiformes; Mesitornithidae
Product: deleted in malignant brain tumors 1 protein-like
Exons: 6
Cellular component (GO): cell surface
Source: RefSeq, a predicted model, not a curated record